ACCGCUGCCGCUUGACUUUCUCACAAACCCUCAAUUCCCUCAAUGUCAAUCCACAACUUCCCAAAUAAUGUCAACCCUCUUCCUCCACCUUCUCCUCUUCGCCGUCCAACUACUCCUCUUCACCCGCCUCCUCCGCCGUCGCUUCACCUCCGCCCUUCCUCCCGCCACCGCUUCCACUACUCCGGCCACCGUCCCCUCUCCUCCUCAACCCAGGUACAUCGUAUUCAUCAGCUUCCGAGGCCACGACGUCUGCGACACCUUCUUCAGCCACCUCCACAACCACCUCAGCCGCCACAAGAAGAUCCUCACCUACAUGGACGAUGCUGACCUCGCCCGAGGUCAAUCAAUUUCGGCGUCCCUCUCUACCACGAUCGAGAGUUCGACGGUCUAUGUCGUGAUCCUGUCGCCGAACUACGUCGGGUCCAGAUGGUGCUUGGACGAGCUCGUGACAGUCCUAGAGUGCGAGGAGCGUUACGACAAGAGAGUGAUUUCGGUGUUCUACGGCGGGGUGGGUCCCGGUGAUGUGGGGGAGCAACGUGGGAAGUAUGGGGAAGAAGGUUCCAUUCUCCGCCGUUGCCAUUGUUUGUGACUUUUUUUUAAUUAUUUUUUACUUUAUUAAAUGAUGUGGAAAUUAUUAAAUUUUUUUUAUUUUAGUUUUUUUAAUUGUCACGUUACUCAUUUAACGGUCAACAUUAAGAGUUGACCGCCACAUCAGCAAAAGUUAACGGAGACUAACGGUCAGUGACCAAACUUGAACUGUUAACCUAAUUUAAGUGACUACGGAUGGAAUAAAGUAAUUCUAGUGGC
Messenger RNA from Linum trigynum, 807 nucleotides. The record is from the annotation of a GenBank genome assembly. NCBI's taxonomy places the organism in Eukaryota, Viridiplantae, Streptophyta, Magnoliopsida, Malpighiales, Linaceae.